Molecule: messenger RNA, 2400 nt
Organism: Candidozyma duobushaemuli
Lineage: Eukaryota; Fungi; Ascomycota; Pichiomycetes; Serinales; Metschnikowiaceae
Product: fungal specific transcription factor domain-containing protein
Exons: 1
Coding region: 1-2400 (799 amino acids)
Biological process (GO): DNA-templated transcription
Molecular function (GO): DNA binding; zinc ion binding
Source: RefSeq, a predicted model, not a curated record
AUGCUUCAGAAUAGACUCGAUCGUAUCGAGCUGCUCAUGCACAAUAUGAUUGAUCGAAUGGGUGGAAUGGAGUCUCGGAAAGUGCCUUCACCUUCUCGUGAUAUUCGUCCUAGUGCCGAUGGUCUGUCUACAUCUUCUGAGCUGCCUUCUCUGGAUGCCAGCUUCAAGGAUGAGGAUGUUGAGUCUCAGGAUUUUCAAAUCAACGGCCUGGUUCCCAAACGUACUGCUAGUACAUUGCUGCCUGAGAAACGCCCCAGAGAUACAUUUUUCCAGCAGGCCAAGUCGAUCUUGUCGAAAACUAUUGACGAGAGCUCUGAAGAGACACAAAGACCGCACCACAUUUUACAAUACAAGGGUUUGCACUCGGGAAUCGUUUUUCUUUUCAGCUCACAGAGUAUCGAGUGGAUCAAGUCUCGCCUUAGGCCAGAAGACCAUAAUAUUGUGACACCUUUUCAGACGCUUCUUUUUUAUUUCAAUGCUUGGAAGCAGCUAUUCCUGAGUGUUUGGACGGAUGUGAAGACCUACCCCAAGGAGGAUGUCAAGAAGCUCAAAGAGGGCGUGUACCCUCACGACAAACAGCUCACGUUCGAGCUUCUUAGACAGUACGAUUGCAUCACUUUGGCAGACUUUAUCUGUCCCGUGGAGGAGGUGAAAGCGUUAUUCGUCAAGUACUACGCGAAUAAGCUGUCUCCCCGACUGAAGAAGCGCCGCUUUUUGUUUUCUGAAUUCAUGCUUAUGAACUUGAGUUUAGCUAUUUCGAUCUCUGUGGCCAUUGACCAGAAGAGCACUGAUGUUGUAUCUCCCGGGCUUAGUGAAUGCCCGAAGCUCGAAGCCAUGUCCAUUGAACUGCUCGCGACAUUGCAAGAAGAGAUGUUCCUAAAUUCUGUAUUUUAUUUCCACACUAUUAGUGUCGUGAGUGAGGGCAUGGUCACCAUUCAAGCCCUUUUGUUACUUGCCACCCAUUUGGAGACCACUUGGGUUAUCACGGAUGUCAACUACAGUUUUGUGAGCAUGGCGCUGCGAUACGCUCAAGAAAUAGGCCUUCACCGAUUCGAGACUUUCCAGCACUUACCUCAAGAGGAGAGAAAUGCUAGAGGUAGACUUUGGGCUGCCGUACAAUGCUUUGACGUGGAGAUCAGUCACAGAACAGGUAAACCACCAUCGGUCAACAUGGUGGAUGUAUCGACUUUGACACCAAUGGAUCCAUGGCAUGUCCCUGCGCUUUUGUCAACAAAUGAAGUCAAGAAAUUGCAGCUACAAUGUGGCGCUGAACGUUACUCUUUGGAUGAGAUUUACGUGCAUUUCUAUGUUUACAAGCUUUCCCAACUUCGAGCAUUUUCCUACUUCCAGCUUUUUAGUGCAACGGUUAAGUACGACAGUCUCAAGACUAUUCAAGACAUCGUUAGCCUGUUGAAUAAUGAGUUGGACUCCUACUUGAACGAGAUAAAGGAGGAGUAUCGCCCAAGACAUUACUACGAGCCCCAGUUUAACUCUGUCGUUGAGAGAUUUUUCAUGGAUAGGAAAAUGACGAGAGCUGAUGAUAGUCUUUUAUCACUCCAUCUUACAUUCUUUUAUCAGUUGAUGACUAUCAACAAGGUGCCUUCUCAGAUUGAACCAAAUGAUGGAGCUUUGCCGUAUGAAAAUACUUGCUACAGGAAAUUAUCGUGGGAAAGUGCCCGUACUAUUCUCCACAUAAUGAGACGUGUGAAUAGGCGCUGUUUACCAUUCUUUGGUUUGAAUUGGAUGAUAUACUAUCCAUUUGUUGCUGCUAUGAACUUGCUGGCAAAGUGCUUCAAUCAUUCGGACGAUGAAGACAGUUUCAAGGAUUUGCAAUUGCUCAUUGAUUUGUCGAUGAACUUUUUCAACCACUAUAGUCAUCAAGCCAAUCAACCGUCGACUAGGUUACUUUACUUGAGAUUGCAUCUUAUUGACACCCUUGUGAGAAUUCUCUUGAGAAUCUGUAUCAAGGUUUUUGAGAGCACCACAGGAUACGAUCUCCUUAGCGGAAAUCCUGCUCUCAGAGCUCACUUGGAACAUGUCGAAAAGGAGUUCCCGCAAUUCUACACUAAGAUCAAUGACACCACCGAUUUGUUGAAUCUCAUGAAUUGCAUGCAUAACACUCAUGAGGUGAAGUUCCGUCAACAUAAGUACACUCCGCUGUACGACACAUCGUCUAAUGCGUCAAACCAAGAUUUCACUCCAACUUAUAUGGAGAACUUUGAAAGUCAAUCUCCAAGAAAAAAUGAUCCCACCCUUUCUAAUAUAAUUCAUCCAGUGGAUUUCCCCAGCGUGAGGGACUCAGACAGAAAAGAUUUUAAUAUCGACGACGAUUUCCUUCUUGCCGCUGUGAACCAGGAUUUCCUGAAUAUUCCUAACUUUUUCUUUGAUAAUGGGCUUUAA